AUGCGUCUCCGUGUGCGUGGCCCCACAGGCCAGUCCACCCUCACUUUGGACGACGCUGCGACCAUACAAGACCUACGUGGACAGAUCACUGAGAAGACAGGCAUUGCCUCCUUCGAUGUCAAAUAUGGAUAUCCCGACCUGAAACCCUUGCACUUGCACACUUUUCAACCAGACCAGAAACUGUCCGAGUCAGGAGUCAAUUUCAAUGGAGAACAAUUAAUCAUUGCGCCACGAGAAUCCUCAUCUCCUGCGCAAGCGGCCGAGUCCAUCGUGACUCGGCCCAGUGCCAGCUCGGCCUCACAGACCCAAUCGUCACCAGCCAAAUCAAACCCUUCCCGAUCGCAAAAGGCAGAAAAUUCAGCCGACGACCCUCCGGAGAUUCCUUCGCCCGAGCAUGGCGGCACAUUUGUUCUACGAGUCAUGCCCGACGACAACUCGUGUUUGUUCCGCGCCGUCGGAGCCGCCGUCAUGGGCGACAUGGACACCAUGGUGGAACUUCGAUCUAUAGUCGCUGGCUCGAUUCAGUCCAAUCCGACAGAAUACACGGCAGCCAUUCUGGGCAAGAACCCCGACGAGUAUUGCCAAUGGAUCCAGAAUGAGGAUUCCUGGGGAGGGGCUAUCGAACUAAAGAUCCUCAGCGAGUACUUCAAUAUUGAAAUCUGCUCCAUCGACGUACAGACCCUCAACACUUUCCAAUUCAAUGAAGGCGCACCGACUCGCUGUAUCGUGGUCUAUUCGGGCAUUCACUACGACGUUCUGGCCCUGUGCCCUUCUGGUCCACCUCAUACGCGGGCGGAUCUGUUCGCCCCCAACGACACCAAGAUCUUCGAUGCCGCGGAUCCGGUGGUUUUGGAAAAGGCAAAGGAGAUGUGUCUGGUGUUGCAGAGUAAGCAUUAUUAUACGGAUACAGCGGGCUUUCAGGUGCGCUGCAAUACAUGUGGAGGCACCUUUACAGGAGAGAAGGGCGCUGCCAAACAUGCGGCAGAGACGGGGCAUUAUGAUUUUGGCGAAGCGGCCUAG
Penicillium oxalicum is the source of this 1020-nucleotide messenger RNA. Its product is annotated as ubiquitin-specific protease OTU1. The coding region runs from base 1 to 1020 and encodes 339 amino acids. Gene Ontology annotation, biological process: endoplasmic reticulum unfolded protein response; protein deubiquitination. The record is from RefSeq and is a predicted model, not a curated record. The transcript has a single exon. NCBI's taxonomy places the organism in Eukaryota, Fungi, Ascomycota, Eurotiomycetes, Eurotiales, Aspergillaceae. Gene Ontology annotation, molecular function: cysteine-type deubiquitinase activity. Gene Ontology annotation, cellular component: nucleus; cytosol.